AUGCGUUUCAUCGACAGUUCCGAAGAGGAAGAUGUCGAUUGGACUUAUGGAGUCGGUGGAGUUGUUUCUGGCUUACCAUCUGGAGCAGUCGCAAGACGAAUACGACGCCGCUCACGUCUUCUACCAACAUUAACACCUAUUCGUGAGCCUGAUAGCGAGCAUCAUCCAACUAGAGCUGUUAGUGUUGAUUGCUUAACGUCAGCGGCCUUGAACUCUGACAAGUACCUAUCGGAUUCACGCCCAUCACUAGCUCCAGAAGAUGAGUUCAAACUCAUGGCCGCUGACAAACUGCUCAAAGCCAUGGAUAACUUGCGUCAAGCUGAACGACGACAAAUGAAAGCUUCAACAGAAAGUCUACCAGCAAGAAAACUAUCGGCUCCAACCAGAAAGCUCAGCUUACUUUCAUCAGUCUUCCGCUCUCGUAAGACGUCCGAACGUAGUCUGUCUGGCUUGGUCAGCUCUCCCAUCCUCAUAUCAUCCACUUGUUCUGUAGUAUCAUUGAAUGAGACAAAGAAUGAAUUCGGUGACGACAAGAAGACUAACGUGACCACAAGGGAAAUGAUGAAAGAGAUUCUCUCAAGAUCUGGUCCAUAUCCCCAAGUUGUCUUACCAUCCAAUGGAUUUUGGAUGGAUGGUGUGAGCGCCAGUAAUAUAUCCAUAGAUGAAGAGGUUAUGGGCCUAUGUAUGAAUAGCUGUGCUCGAUUCAAAAUGGAAACAGAUGAAACAAGUCAUUGUUAUCGUCGCCAUUUCUAUGGAAGGGAACAUCAUGAUUUCUUUGCUAUGGAUCCUAAUCUCGGACCUUUGGUUCUUUCUGUUCGAACAGAAGUUAUAUCCUCGCAGGAUCAUUUUCGCAUUAUGCUUCGUACCAAACAAGGAACAAUACAUGAGAUCAUCUCAGCUUCGGUUGUUGCUGACCGACCUUCUGCUUCAAGAAUGGCUAAAAUUCUAUUGGAUGAAGUAAGUACAGAUAACUUCACCCCCGUAGCUUUUCCCGGAGGAUCAGAGCUCAUUGUUCAAUAUGAUGAACAUGUUUUAACAAACACUUACAAGUUCGGAGUUGUUUAUCAGAAAGGUGGUCAGACUACCGAGGAAGAACUUUUCGGAAACGCUCAAGGAAGUCCAGCAUUCAACGAGUUCUUAGAUAUCCUUGGUGAUACUAUUGAUUUACAAGGAUUCACAGGAUACCGUGGUGGCUUAGAUACCAUUCAUGGUCAAACAGGUCAACAAGCUGUAUACAGCGAGUUCCGAGGCAGGGAAUGUAUCUUCCAUGUGUCCACACUCCUUCCAUACACCUUGGGAGAUAAUCAACAACUACAGCGGAAGAGACAUAUCGGAAAUGAUAUCGUUGCUAUCGUCUUCCAGGAGGCUAACACACCAUUUGCUCCUGAUAUGAUUGCCAGUAACUUCCUCCACGCAUACAUCGUUAUCCAACCAAUUGAUCCUUUAACUGAUCGUGUCAGAUACCGAGUUUCUGUUGCUGCUAGAGACGAUGUUCCUUUCUUCGGACCAACUCUGCCUGCUCCUUCCAUUUUCAAGCGAGGACAAGAUUUCCGUAACUUCUUAUUAACAAAGCUCAUCAAUGCGGAAAACGCGGCUUAUAAAAGUGCAAAGUUCGCAAAGCUCGCCGAACGAACUCGUUCAAGCCUUCUGGACACAUUGUUCGGAAGCUUGAAGGAGAGAGCUGAGUUCUAUGGAAUGCCUCUCUUACAAACAGCUGAUUCGAACGCUUCGGUAGCCUCCUCCGGAGGGCUUUUGAGUUCUGUCAAAAAGGCAUUCAUUGGUCGUUCGCGAUCAGUAUCUCAAGAAGUUCAUACAGCAACACCUUCUCGAGCAGUCUCAAUGUGUGUUCCUGCUCGCAGCUUCCAGGUUUCCAAACGAUUCACAACUUCUGAAAAGGAUUCUAAAUGUAGUUCUUCAAGUGGAUCUCUACGACAUAACAGCCCAAUUCUUGACGAGAAUGAGACACGCCAAGAAGAUUUACCAACAAAUUCUUCCCCUGUUCGUGGAGUUCAAAGAAGAGUUAUCAGACAUUUGAAAGAAAAUGACAACAGAGCAGAUUGGGAAAUCUCUUCCACAGAGUCACCUGAACAUGAGCAUGACUCUGAUACCGGAAUGGAAUCUAUGUCAUCAGCUGAUUUAUCAAACAGAACAACUCGAUUGUCAUGCACCUUCUGUACCGACGAUAGUGGAAAUGAGCAUAGGAAAAUAGAAAAUUGUGAUGAAGAUAGAGAACACUUAGAAAGGAACGACUUACUCCGUCAGAAUAUUUCCUGUAAGACAGACAUCAAGAAGCUCAAGAAUAGACAAUCUUGCUUGGCGGAAGAGUUAGAAAGAGCCAACGAAGAGAUCGCAAGGUUACGUCGUCUCGUUGGCCCCAGGCUAGAUGAAGCACCUACUGAUAUGACUCAUGAUGUUCGAGAUCGAACUUUCUCUGAUAUUUCAGUGUAA
Auanema sp. JU1783 is the source of this 2448-nucleotide messenger RNA. NCBI's taxonomy places the organism in Eukaryota, Metazoa, Nematoda, Chromadorea, Rhabditida, Rhabditidae. The record is from the annotation of a GenBank genome assembly.